Aspergillus ruber CBS 135680 is the source of this 1536-nucleotide messenger RNA. RefSeq names its product cytochrome P450 monooxygenase gliC (gene gliC). NCBI's taxonomy places the organism in Eukaryota, Fungi, Ascomycota, Eurotiomycetes, Eurotiales, Aspergillaceae. The transcript has 3 exons. Gene Ontology annotation, molecular function: monooxygenase activity; oxidoreductase activity, acting on paired donors, with incorporation or reduction of molecular oxygen; heme binding. The record is from RefSeq and is a predicted model, not a curated record. Bases 1 to 1536 code for a protein of 511 amino acids.
AUGUUCCUUCUUCUCUUUAUCCCCGUCUUCUUGGUUGGGGUGUUCUUGCAGCGUGCGGUCAAAGUAGGAACUGUACCUAACUAUAUAUUGUCAUGGAUCCUAGACAUUUACCUCCGCUGGCGCCAUCCAGUUAAAUCACAGGACGGCCAUAGUUCAAUCCCUGGGUGCCCGUACGUCUUCCCCAAUGGACAAGGUAAUGUGGCCAAGUUUUAUCAUGGAGAGGUUAUGUCGGUGAAAUGGCGCUCCAGAUACGGGCCCAUCUAUCGCAUCUGGAAUGGCACGAGCCCCGAGAUCAUCGUCGGCUGUCCCGAAGAGAUCAAGACCAUUUUCCAUGACUCUGGUGACCAUCUCAAGGCUGUGGAUAUGAAUUCCGGAUGGGUUACAGGCGAGUUGAUGGGCAAAUGCCUAGGUUUGGCAAACCAAGGUGACUGGUCGCGAAUCCGGGUCGCUUUUGCGGAGCCUUUCCAUCAGAAGACGGCACCAGCAUAUAUCAGUCUGAUGCAGGAUCGGGUACAAAGGCAGAUGGAGACAAUCGAGCUGGCGAAGCUCAAGAACACCAGCACCAUGAUUCUAGACCCAGCAGAGGAGCUCUUGUAUCUCCCGUUCUAUGUUCUAGGUGACAUCUUGUAUGGCGGGAUGGAUGAGGCGAUGGAGCAGCAGCUGAGGGACAUCGCAGCGUGCCGUGACGAACUCUGGAAGGGUGCCAUGACUGGUGGUCUGGCUCGCUUUUCGAUUGGGCGUUUCAUCCCCGGUAGCAAAAUGCGCCGAGGUGUAGACAUUUUCCACCAGCAGUGGAAAGAAUUCAACGAUAAGGCUCUCACGCGAGCCAAGUCUAUCAACAUGGCCGAUGCUCCCAUUGUGUCUAUGUACAGUGCCCUGGAGCGCGGCCAGCUGACAGAGGCGGAGCUCUUACACACCCUCGACGAAAUCAUGUUCGUCAAUUUGGACGUCACAGUGGGCAACUUCUCGUGGAACCCAGUAUUCCUUGCGGCCAACCCGGAUAUCCAGCAAGAAAUCCGGGAUGAGAUCCGUCAAGCGCGCUCGGGCCACUUCGACUCUUGGAAGGCUUAUAUUUCUAGCAAUUCCUCCCUUCUAAUGGCCUCAAUUCUCGAAUCUGCUCGUCUCAAGCCGAUGGCCUCCUUCGCUGUUCCGCAGUCGCUCCCGACCAACCGUACGGUGGGAGGCUUCGUCAUCCCCGCUCAUACCGAAGUUGUGGUUGACACAUGCGCACUCAACAUCGAAGAUGCCAGCUGGGGCCCAGAUAGGCAUGAGUAUUGUCCCAAAAGGUUUUUGGGGAAAAGUCCCAUGGGCUGGCGGUACCGAUUCUGGCGUUUUGGAUUCGGUCCUCGUCAGUGCCUAGGUAGACAUGUAGUGGAUAUUCUUUUGAAGACACUUUUGUCCUAUAUUGUCGAGAAUUACCAGCUGACGCCUGCUUGGUCUGAAGGGAAUGAGGGGCAUGAGACUUGGCAGAAGAGACCCGAUAUAUGGAUGAAUCUGGCUCAGCAGCCUAUCAUUUGGAAGAAGCUAAACGCAUAG